This is a messenger RNA of Rubroshorea leprosula, 775 nucleotides long. The record is from the annotation of a GenBank genome assembly. Lineage: Eukaryota; Viridiplantae; Streptophyta; Magnoliopsida; Malvales; Dipterocarpaceae.
CCUUUCUGUUUUUCUCUCUUGGAAUUCUGUCUCUGUGUCUACUUCUUACUACGCCUUCAUCUGAGACAGAGAACAUGGCCCGCCGAAGAUCUGGAGGAAGAUCUGCUCCUCGGGCAGCUCCCCGUCCAGCUCCUGGUUCUGCUCCUGCUCCUCAACCAGUACAUCAUGCUCCCCCUCCAGCUCCUGCUCAGAGUGGAAGUGGUUCUAUUCUAGGAGGCAUUGGUUCAACCAUAGCUCAGGGUAUGGCUUUUGGAACUGGAAGUGCUGUGGCACACAGGGCAGUGGAUGCUGUGUUGGGUCCUCGUACCAUUCAACAUGAGACUGUGGUCACUGAGGCUGCAGCAGCGCCCACUGCUAACAGUCUUUCUGGCUCUGAUGCAUGCAGCAUCCACUCUAAGGCAUUCCAGGAUUGCAUUAGCAACUAUGGAAAUGACAUUAGCAAGUGUCAGUUCUACAUGGAUAUGUUGUCAGAGUGCAGGAAGAACUCAGGAUCUUUGAGUGCCUAAGUUCCAUCUCUCUGCUUUGUCAUGUAGUGGAAUAUCAGCAUUCAGAUUUCUCCGCUUAUUUUGAUUUUGCUCGUAAUGAUGAUGAAGCUGUAUUCUGACUAUGUUUGAAUAACAGCCAUGAGUACUGAAUAUAUUUAAAUGGCAGACCAUUCUGGUUCUUCGGUUGGACUUUAAUAUGACCGCAUUGCAUGAUAUAUCCUUAUUCCUCUUGAGAGUCAUUAUGGUGGUGUCUGGAAACAGUUGUUAUGGAAUCAAUGGAUCAUAGUUUU